GCAGAUACAAUUAAUAACCAGAAGAGUGCUAAACAGAAAUAAAAGAAGCGUAUACAACCGUGUGAAGUUCAGAGCGUCACAGCAACAAACAAUCCGUCAGAAGCAAGUUGCCAGAUCUGCUUCAUGUCCUCCUUUAGUCCUGAGAAGACUGGUGGAAGAGUAUGAUAAAUCAGUCUGUAAACUGAGUGUAGAUACAAGUGAGGGAAGCCACCAAGACUCCUGGGGUAAAUGUUUUCUGCUUGGGUGGGCGGGACCCUGUUGAGGCCUGGUGUUGUGGUAUCCGUGGUAACGAAGUAAGUUGAUGCCUCCUCAGUUUUUAAUGAGCUGCAGCUGGCCGGCGGUCAAUGUCGGGUAAAGCUCUCAAAGUGUUGGCAGAAGUAACAGUUGGGGCGGUUUCGUGUCCUGGAGUUCACCUUCCGGGCCAAGAUGACGUGUACCUCAGUCUGUGUGUCCUGGGUCAGUACCGUCAGUCCCAACGCCUGGCGGCUGUCUUCCCUCUGCUGCUGCACGAGAAGAUGACCUUUGAAAAAAUUUUCCGACACGCUGUGGACCCUGCAGACGUCUCCGUCCUGCUUCAGUAUGAAGUGGUCCGGAUCGAGCUGGUGCAGCUGGUUCCUCCAGCGGGCGAAGCUCUGGCCUGCUUUGAAGACAACGCUCGAUGUUUCUUAUUCCCAGAACCUAAGCUGGUUCCUUCCUUCUCCGGAAUGGACCGAGAGGUUCUGAUGACCCGAGCGCCUCACUUUCCAGGUAUUGCUCCAAGGUCGGAGUUCUCCAGCAGGACAACCAUCACUGAGUGCUCAGCCGAUGCAGAAGUCAACCUUCACCCCAACGUCCUCACGGUAACCUCAGAUGAACGGAUUUCUGAGGACGAGUGCGGCUCAUCAGGAACGCACAUCGACUCCACCCACAGCCAACGUCCUGAUGCAUCGGCAGCGUGGAGGGCGUGUCAGGAUCGCACUGCCAGGUCUGAGUCCAGGUCUCACAGAGUGUGGGAGGAAGUUCACGAUUGUGUUCGGAGGCUCCUGACCGCGCCCAAAGCCAUACAGCGACUCAUCUCCGGUGCUACGCAGUCUGAGGUGGACAUGAUUUUGACCAGGACCUCCAUCUGUCCUGGUCCGCCGUGGUGA
This is a messenger RNA of Thalassophryne amazonica, 1127 nucleotides long. It is a transcript of the gene spata6l, whose product is annotated as spermatogenesis associated 6-like. Gene Ontology annotation, molecular function: myosin light chain binding. The transcript is spliced from 9 exons. NCBI's taxonomy places the organism in Eukaryota, Metazoa, Chordata, Actinopteri, Batrachoidiformes, Batrachoididae. Gene Ontology annotation, biological process: spermatogenesis. The coding region runs from base 345 to 1127 and encodes 260 amino acids. The record is from RefSeq and is a predicted model, not a curated record.